Molecule: messenger RNA, 678 nt
Organism: Clavispora lusitaniae ATCC 42720
Lineage: Eukaryota; Fungi; Ascomycota; Pichiomycetes; Serinales; Metschnikowiaceae
Source: RefSeq, a predicted model, not a curated record
AUGACUUCAAAAGUAAUUGUAUAUGGUUCGCAUGGAAAGGUUGGUCAAUUGCUCAUGAAGCACAUUGUGGCUCGUCUGGGCCUCCAGGCAACAGCUAUUGUUCGGAAUAAAGUCCAAGCUGAACACAUUACCCAAUUGACAGGAAAUUCGGAGCGAGUCGGCAUCGAUUUUGCUGAUUUGGCCGAUACUCUGGUUGGAGAGUUACAUGACCAAAUAAAGGGACAUGAUGCAGUCAUCGUUACAGCUGGAUCUGGUGGUAAGGACUUGCUUCGUGUGGAUUUGGAUGGUGUGGUGAAAAUAUUUGAGGGCGCUGUUGAAGCUGGAGUCCGUCGAUUGGUUUUGGUGAGUGCGAUUUUUGCCGAUGAUCGUGCCUUCAUCAGCAAGCAGGGUCGUAAGAUAGGUCUUGAAAACUACUACUUGGCAAAGUAUUACGCGGACAGAAUUUUGAGGAACGAGUUCAAGCUGAAAUUGGACUUUACAAUCUUACAACCUAGUGCUUUGGCGGAUGGUGCAGGCACAGGUAAAAUCCGUCUCUUGUCUCUGGGUGACGAAGUGGGUCUGGUGAAGAGAGACGAUGUAGCACACGUUAUAUUGGAGGUGUUGGACCAGAAGGACACUUUUGGAAAGUCCUACGGUUUUUCUGAGGGCGAGACACAUAUCGACUCAGUGAAAUGGUGA